GCCCUCGUCUCGGGUCCGCUCCGCCCCCAACUCUAUAAAAUGCAGCGGCCACAAGACGCUCUUGUGCGCCUUUAAUUUGAGUUGGGUGGUGUGUCUUGUGGGGAGAGGCUAAAAGGCGCCGCCGCCGUUGCCGCCGUUGUUGCUGCCUCACGAUGCCUUCAAUUAAACUGCAGAGCUCUGAUGGAGAAAUAUUUGAAGUUGAUGUUGAAAUUGCAAAACAGUCGGUAACAAUCAAGACUAUGCUGGAAGAUUUAGGAAUGGAUGAUGAAGGGGAUGAUGAUCCUGUUCCUCUUCCAAAUGUUAAUGCAGCUAUACUAAAAAAGGUGAUUCAGUGGUGUACCCAUCAUAAAGAUGAUCCUCCUCCUCCUGAGGAUGAUGAGAACAAAGAGAAACGAACAGAUGACAUCCCUGUGUGGGACCAAGAAUUUCUCAAAGUAGACCAAGGAACUCUCUUUGAACUUAUCCUGGCUGCGAACUACUUAGACAUCAAAGGCUUACUGGAUGUCACAUGCAAGACUGUUGCAAAUAUGAUUAAAGGAAAAACACCAGAAGAAAUACGCAAGACCUUCAAUAUUAAAAAUGAUUUCACUGAAGAGGAGGAAGCCCAGGUACGCAAAGAAAACCAGUGGUGUGAAGAGAAGUGAAGCUUUGUGCCUGAUACCUAACAACACUGUAAGAAUUGUUCCAAAUAUCAGUUGCACUGCUCUGUUUAUAAUUGUUAAUAUUAGACAAAUGCAGCAGCAAAUGAAGUUGUACUAGUCUGGUGGUGUUCUAUUUGCAUGUGUAAUGUUUGAAUAUAGAUUUAAAUCCUGUGGUUGAGUUUUUGCCAGUGUAAUCUGAUUUCCUUAUUUUCCCUCUUCUCUAAAUAAAACUAAACUCCAUGCAGGUUCUGUAUGGCAAUUAGCACUGCACACUAGCCCUUCCAUGCUUCUGAAUGUUUCACUGUCACAUUAAAAUAUUUAGGAUGUCAGAAUUCAGAAGUAUCUGACAUUGUAAAUAAAACUACUUGCAAAAGUUUUGUGAAACUGAAUCGGUGAAGCCUACUUUUAUUCAUGGAGUAAUAGCUUCUCAGAGCCACAAAAUGUUUUAAAAAACAAGUUGGAAUAAUUGUUUUGGGAUUUCUUCCAUUCUACAUCUUUUGUAGUAGAGACAGUUAUUGUUAAAACUAAAAUAAGUUUUGCUUGAUACUUAACAUUCUGAUGCUCUAAUAUAGGUGUGACCCUGGUAGUGACUGGGCAGUUAAAGCCCUCUUCUGACUAAAUACUUGUAGCUUCUGUAAAGAAGCAUAGUAUUUGGUUCUUAAACCAAUAGAAAUCUCUGUAUUUGAUUAAAAAUAGAUUUGUAAAAAAACAUUUCUUGGACAGUGAAUAUCGGGCUUCCUAUUAGUUAAGCUUCAGUAUUUCCUUAUAGCUAUCGGAAAUGCUUUAUACUACUUUGAAAAGGCCUGGAACAUUUGUACAUGACAUCAGAUUGCAGUGAUUUGUCACUGCAUGCUGAGUGGUGAUAUUGAUGUUGUAUUAUUUAGGAUCAAAACACUUGCCAAAAGCUUAGUAAUUUUUUCAUUCUUUAUGAUUCUGUUUAGGGAUUAGAGGAGUGAUAUGUAAUAAGCAAUUGAGCUUGUACUGCAUUCCAUUUUCUGUAUGCACACUAGGUAGAAUAUAAGUUAAAUAAAUAUUUACUUUAAAGAUCA
This is a messenger RNA of Candoia aspera, 1690 nucleotides long. RefSeq names its product S-phase kinase associated protein 1 (gene SKP1). Gene Ontology annotation, cellular component: cytoplasm; nucleus. The record is from RefSeq and is a predicted model, not a curated record. Gene Ontology annotation, biological process: SCF-dependent proteasomal ubiquitin-dependent protein catabolic process. Lineage: Eukaryota; Metazoa; Chordata; Lepidosauria; Squamata; Candoiidae. Bases 153 to 644 code for a protein of 163 amino acids. The transcript has 6 exons. Gene Ontology annotation, molecular function: cullin family protein binding.